UGCGUGUAUACACCACUGGGAAGAUGGCGGAGUCCGAGGAGCCAAAGGCAGCUUGCACUUUUCUGUUUAAAAAAUCUUCUAAAAAAUUCUGUGGACGAAAGAGGAAAGCGAGUGACAGUGACAAAGAUGCCAACAGCGACGAGGACCAAAAUGUUGUGGUCAGAAAAGAAAAGAAAGAUACUCGAGACAACCCUAUGAUACAAAGGAGCAGGAAAGUGGAGAGAGAAGCUGUAUCGUCCAGUGAAAGUGAUGAAGAUAAAGAGGGCAAGAUCACCGUUGCGUACAGGUCUACACGGUCAGCAAAACCAGAGGGACCCGAGGACAUGGGUGCCACUGCAGUUUAUGAGCUGGAUACGGAGAGAGACAAGGAUGCCCAGGCUAUCUUUGAAAGAAGUCAAAAAAUACAGGAGGAACUGUCUGGCAAAGAGGAUGAUAAAAUCUACCGGGGAAUCAAUAACUACCAAAAGUUCAUCAAACCAAAGGACACCACCAUGGGCAAUGCAUCCUCUGGCAUGGUUAGGAAAGGACCGAUCCGGGCUCCUGAACACUUGAGAGCCACAGUCAGGUGGGACUACCAGCCCGACAUCUGCAAAGAUUACAAGGAAACUGGAUUCUGUGGUUUUGGAGACAGUUGCAAGUUUCUUCACGAUCGCUCAGACUACAAACAUGGCUGGCAGAUUGAGCGAGAGCUGGAUGAGGGCCGAUAUGGAGCCAAUGAUGAAGAGAACUAUGAGGUGAGCAGCGAUGAGGAAGACUUUCCCUUUAAGUGCUUUAUCUGCAGGGAAUCCUUCAAGAACCCCAUUGUCACAAAGUGCAAGCACUAUUUUUGUGAGACCUGUGCUCUUCAGCAUUACCGCAAGUCCAAACGCUGUUAUGUUUGCAACACACAGACCAAUGGUGUUUUUAAUCCUGCUAAAGAGCUGAUGGCCAAACUCCAGAAACAGCAAACUUCAUCAGACCAGCCACCAUCAGAUGAGAAUUAGCUGCUUUGAAACCAUUUUCCAACCCCCCCCCCCACUUUUGCGUUUUAGUUGUUAUCAUCUCUGUCAGUGUGAACAGCUUUUGAAUAAAGUGCUUUUCAAAUAAUCAUUUUCAUUUGGUGCCAUAGACUUGAGAAGUUUAA
Molecule: messenger RNA, 1123 nt
Organism: Lampris incognitus (smalleye Pacific opah)
Lineage: Eukaryota; Metazoa; Chordata; Actinopteri; Lampriformes; Lampridae
Gene: rnf113a
Product: ring finger protein 113A
Exons: 10
Coding region: 24-983 (319 amino acids)
Biological process (GO): snoRNA splicing
Cellular component (GO): U2-type spliceosomal complex
Molecular function (GO): metal ion binding
Source: RefSeq, a predicted model, not a curated record